UAAUUAAUUAAUAUCGUAAAUUAUUACCAUUCAAUUCCUAUCAGAAGUCUACAUUUACCUAUUGUUAUUGACUUUAAACUAUCAUAUACCUUUGCUUAGAGCAGUUAGAGUUCGAGUUUGUCAUUUAAUUUGAAUUUUUGCAUUAUUAAAUCACCUUGUUUUGUGUUCUUUGUACACCAUAACAACCCAAUAUUAUUAUCAAAACCAUUUGUACAACCUUACUCGAGAUAAUACCGUGAAUAAUGAUGAGUCGAGGGGUGGCGUACCAAAGAAAACAUUAUCAUUAUAAUACUCAUGAUCUAGAUAGACCUAAUUUCAUCUUUUCUUCCGAUAUUCCUGAUAAAGUGGAUCAAUUAUCUCAUGAAUAUUUAUCAAUUCGAGAUAAACAACAACACGUUAAAGACCAUAACAAUGAUGAUGAAGAAGAAGAACAUGUAAUUAGUCUAACAACCGAGAAUAUCGAAUUCAACAUUAAUAUAGAAUUGAAUACCCUUUUAUUAUACAAUCCAAGUUUCAAACCUUCAGACCUUAUACAUGAAAAUCAUAUAUGUUUAGCUAAACCUGAACAUAUUGAUUUUGAAAUCAUGAAAUCGGAUCAAUUGAUUUUUAAAAAUGGUAAUACAGAAAAUUAUAAGGGGAUCCAACCUUAUGUUCUUAAAUCAAAAGAAAUCUUCAUCAUUAAUAUCACAUUGAAAUUAUUAACUUUCAAUGUGUUUAAUCAUGAUUCACCCAUUAUUAUAGAUUUUGUCAAAGAUGAAAAUUAUACUAUUUUAUUAUUAUGUAAAUCAAUCUUAUUAUGUCAAAUUGAAAAGUAUAUCACAUUGAAAUUCAUUAAGGAAGUGAAUAAGAACUUAGUGACACCUUUACCAUUCCCUGAAACUUCAAUAGUUGAAGAUGAGGAUGGUUAUCCUACCCCACAAGAGAUUAGUAAAUAUACUACUGAUACUUUAUUUAAUGAUUCGACUUUAGAAGGAAGUGAAAAUGAAAGUGUUGUGGGUGGAAAGACCUUCUUGUAUGAUGAUGACGAAGAAGAAGAUGAUGAAGUUGAUAGAAAACAAGUGGAAGAUGAUUUCCAAGAUUUACUCUUGUUAAAUUCAAAUGAUACUAUACGAUAUAUUUCACAUGAUGAAGAUUAUGAUGAUAUUGGAUUUUCAGUUAAGACUGCUUCUAAAUUAUUACCGAAAACCAUCCUUUCUACAAUUAAAGAAGAAAAGAAAAGUGAUUCAUUUAUUGAAAACUUAAAUAAUUUAAGACAUAAUGAUUUAAAUGAUGAUAUUGAUUUUGUUGAUAUCGAUGAUGAUGAACAUGAUAGUGAACAUGAUGAUAUUAAUAGAUAUAUAUUGGAUGAUUUACAACACUUACAACCUCCAAUACAAUUAAGACUUAAUAUCAAUCAAAAUGAAAAUACAAAUAUUAAUGGAAAUGGAAAUUCCACUGAAAUAAUAUCACCACCAAUGACACCAGCCAAAACAUUGACUAGACAACUGUCAUACUUGAGUUAUCUUUCUCCAACCAAAGCUACCACAAACAACAAAACAGUAUCAAGAAUGACAUCAACUGCAUCUUUAUCCUUUAUAAAUAGUGAUGAUACCACCGGAUUGGAGUAUGCUUAUCGGGAUAGAUCACCUACUGUACCUUCAUUUAUCAAAGAAGAUAAAAAAUUCCGAUUCAUUAAAGUUGGAAAAGUUCAAAAAUUUGUUGAUCUAUUUGAAGAAAAGAAAAAGACUGAUAUUACACCUAUAUUACCUCCUCCUCCACCAAUCUUUAGAUCAAAUAGUAAGCAAGUAAGUCCAGGUUUGGAAUAAUAAUGGUGAUGGUGAACCAAAACAAAAACAAAAUGACUAUGUAAAAUUAUAUUAUUUAAUUUAAUGAAUGAAUGUGAACGAUCUUAUAUGUAUUAUACUGUAGAUAAUUGUGAUUUUUCUUGAAAUUGAGCUAUUUGAUCAGUUAAAG
This is a messenger RNA of Scheffersomyces coipomensis, 1953 nucleotides long. RefSeq names its product Cta9p (gene CTA9). Lineage: Eukaryota; Fungi; Ascomycota; Pichiomycetes; Serinales; Debaryomycetaceae. The record is from RefSeq and is a predicted model, not a curated record. The transcript has a single exon. Bases 243 to 1805 code for a protein of 520 amino acids.